Molecule: messenger RNA, 2347 nt
Organism: Exophiala dermatitidis NIH/UT8656
Lineage: Eukaryota; Fungi; Ascomycota; Eurotiomycetes; Chaetothyriales; Herpotrichiellaceae
Exons: 1
Coding region: 267-1934 (555 amino acids)
Biological process (GO): transcription elongation by RNA polymerase II
Cellular component (GO): Cdc73/Paf1 complex
Molecular function (GO): RNA polymerase II complex binding; chromatin binding
Source: RefSeq, a predicted model, not a curated record
GAGACAGGCUACUCGGUCGGCGACACAGACAGCAGUCCUUCAGAACUCAAGUACGGAGAUCUCGAGCUGUUAGGUUUUCUUCCAAAGGGUACAGGGGCUCUUUACUUCGACAUGUGGUUGACUUGUCAUUGAAACUCCUCACCAUCACUGUCGUCCUGUCCUGCGCGUGUACGUUUCCACAAUCCGGCCCUUGAGUACGCUUGCACAACAACCGCGAGGAGGACUGCCGAAAAGAAAGCCGGUACAGCCUCACCCCGUUGGCCAAGAUGGCCACCUCCAAUGAUGCAAAGGGCUUCAAGCAGGACAUGGUAGUGUCGAUACGAUACCGAAAUGACCUGCCUCCUCCGCCCAUGCCUCCGAAGCUGCUCAACAUAGACACUGGCGGUUUAUCCCAAUACCUUACAACGAGCUAUGCGUCUGGCCUGGUAAAACGCGAAGAGCCCAAUAUUGAGGUCGAUGGAGAAGGAGGAAUGCCUAUUGAUAUGGUCGGCGUCCCUGGAUACUUUCUGGGUGACGAGAGCGCAAUCAUGGCGCCUGACAUCCAACCGGUGCUCGAUCCGGCCGACCACGCGCUCAUGAUGACCGUUGAGCAAUUGAAGAGUGCGGGUGCUAAGAACAACGUCUCUUUCCUGCGCAAGACACAGUACAUGACGGCGUCGCAAAUGGCGCGAGCAUCGAACAACAACGAUCCCUUUGUCCGCGCGACGCCCCGGUCGCGGAAGGUUGUCGAGAGCAACAAAAUGGUGCCCCCGCCCAUUGCUCGAGACGACCCGGCGAACAUCAAGAGACACAUCCAAAAGGGCUUCGACAUUGCCUAUCCCGACAGUGUACCUUUCAACCCGCCUGAAGCCAAAGCCAACCCUAUCACUCCGCAAGAACGCGAUGCUUGGAAAAACCCGGUUCAUCCAGACAAUCCACGCCUGAAACCCGUUGGCUUCUACCCAAUACUACCGGAUUUAGAUGCAAUGACCGACAUGGCUGGAAAUUGGCAAGCCGUGAAGUUCGAGAAACCCCCGCUACCGCCGUACCAUGGUCGAAGAGACGACCGAGUCGACGUGGGCCUGAUGAUGGCAUCCGAAAACGCCCCCGAAAUGGUCAAGUGGAAAGUCAAGAAGGCGGCAUUCGAUAAGAAUCCGGAACUUUACGAAGAUCCCGGCCCAGAGCCUUACGUUUGGUCGCUUCUGGUCCCGAAGCAAGUCAACGCGGCCCCGAGAAUUCGCAAGAUCUUCAACGAUUCGGACCCCCAGAAGGAUGACCCCGAGCUCUACGCCCCUCUUCUCGAGGAGUCGGCAGACGGAACGCAGCGGCUGCCCUUCGAACGUGUCCGCGUCUAUCAGACAUCCAGCCAGAACCACGUCGACCCUCGUCGCGUCAUGGGAUUGUCACUCGUCGAUGCCGACCAAUUACCCCCUGAUUCACGCUUCCGCAAGCAAGGUUCGGCGGCUUACUACUACCCCAUCCUUGAACGGUUGCGUAUGAAGGCCGACCGAGCCAACCUCACCAAGGCCCAACAAGCUCGUCACCAAGCAGCGGAGGACGAGGCGGCGGCAAACAUCCCCGACCAGUUGAUGGUGCUGUUCAGAGAAGCCGCAGCCAACGAGAAGGUGGCGCGGUACCAGUUCCGCGGCGAGUACGAUGACUCUUUUGCCGACGAAUACCAGGAGAUUGUGCGAGCGGGCGAGGCUGAGGAGGAGCAGGCGCGUGCUCAAGCCAUCCUAGACGAGCAGGGCGAGUUGCACGAAGGCGCCCAGGAUGUUUCUAUGCACGAGGUUGCAGAUGGGGAGGAAGCAGAUGUCACGACGAAUGGAGUCGAACAUAAGGACCGCGACGAUGAUAGGAACACCCCGCCGCCGCCUGUCAACGCAGGCGAUCCUGCCGUGCAGGGACAAGGGCAUGUGGAGGACGAUAACCAAGAUGAAAUGCGGGACGAUUGAUCCCAAGAUGUACUAUGUUAGAUUCUAUGCUGUGUUCGGAUCAGACUUGGAUCUACUAGAUUUGGACCGUUGGCUCUGACACGAGCUCUUCCACGGCUUUGGAGAUGCCUGAUAUUGUGUUCACGGAAGGAAAAGCUGCACUACUACUUCGGCGGUUUGAAGGCGGCAUAAAAGCCGUGCUAAGAUGAAUGUAUCAAUUCUUGAAAACUUUCAUUCAUACUCGAUGCGCAGUGAUCGUGCUCUUAUCGUGCAAUGUGUUUUUCAAGUGAUUGGCCUGGAUUUGAAAGACCAUUUCCCUUCUAAAACAGUCAUUCAGAAUUUCCCAUGAUGCAAUGUCAGAGCACUGCCAUUCAACCGACCUGGCCUGAGUUGCGCCAAAUUCCACUGUCCGUUUUGGCACUGUUACAAUUCCC